UGUGGCUGUAAUAAUCAAAACUGCUUCUCCUGUAGUUUUUAAAAUAUUAUAAGCUAUGAAAGUUUCGAUUUUUGUUCUGUUUUGGGUCACGAUUGUUGACGCAUCAAAUGAGGACGAGAGAUUGCCGAAUAAAUGUGAAGUGUGUAAGUUCCUGACAGUAGAGCUUCAGGAGGCUCUGGAGAAGACUGGACGUUCCAAAGAGGUCUUGGAGCUAGGAGAGGUGCUGGACACUGGGAAACGGAGGAGGAAAAUUAAAUACAACACAUCUGAAACUCGGUUGACAGAGGCCGUUGACAACAUAUGUGAGCGUAUCCUGCAGUAUAAUGUUCAUGCAGAGCGACCAGGGAGCCUUCGAUAUGCAAAGGGUGCCAGUCAAACUAUGACCACCUUGAAAAACCUUGUCCACAAAGGAGUAAAGGUCGACCUGGGCAUGCCUUUUGAACUGUGGGACGAGCCAUCUGUAGAAGUGUCGGACAUGAAGAAACAGUGUGAGACGAUGCUGGAGGAGUAUGAAGAGGUCGUGGAGGAUUGGUACUUUCAUCAUCAGGACGAAAGACUGGAAAACUUUCUCUGUUUGAACCAUGUGCUCAAAACAUCAGACCAGGAAUGUAUCAAGGAGGUGUGGAAGGGGGACAUGAGGGCCAAAGGAGACAAAGACACAACUGAGAAUGACAAAAGCAAGACUGAAAAUACCCAUGAUGCAUCUGAGCUUUGAGGGGAAAAACUGAAACCUGAGACGACACUACACACCCAAACUGAACUAAUGACAUAUCUUCUGGCAAACACUAUAUUUUUAUAUGGGGUCAUGUUUAUAAAGGGAUUUAAGACUUAUAUGGUUGUUUGAUGCACUCCAAAGCGACACAGUAUUUCUGCAAUAUGCCAUAUUGUUUUCAAACUCAGCCAUUUUAGAAGUGUACAUUUGUUUACAUAAUGAAAGACUGGUACUGUUACUACCACCAAGGAUGCACUUUUUAAACAUGUGGUAUUUUUGAUAUCAUGUUUUACAGAUGUUGCCAUGACCUAUUGUAGUACUUGAUGCUCAUGGUGUUUUUAGUGUGAAGUAGCGUCAUACAUUUUCAACUAAGCAAUAUUUAAAUAUUUGUACAAA
Periophthalmus magnuspinnatus is the source of this 1108-nucleotide messenger RNA. It is a transcript of the gene cnpy4, whose product is annotated as canopy FGF signaling regulator 4. NCBI's taxonomy places the organism in Eukaryota, Metazoa, Chordata, Actinopteri, Gobiiformes, Gobiidae. Bases 56 to 715 code for a protein of 219 amino acids. Gene Ontology annotation, molecular function: signaling receptor binding. Gene Ontology annotation, cellular component: endomembrane system. The record is from RefSeq and is a predicted model, not a curated record. The transcript has 6 exons.